Molecule: messenger RNA, 6276 nt
Organism: Nycticebus coucang (slow loris)
Lineage: Eukaryota; Metazoa; Chordata; Mammalia; Primates; Lorisidae
Product: synaptosomal-associated protein 47-like
Exons: 5
Coding region: 523-2046 (507 amino acids)
Biological process (GO): synaptic vesicle fusion to presynaptic active zone membrane; exocytosis; synaptic vesicle priming
Cellular component (GO): SNARE complex; plasma membrane
Molecular function (GO): SNAP receptor activity; DNA-binding transcription factor activity; RNA polymerase II cis-regulatory region sequence-specific DNA binding
Source: RefSeq, a predicted model, not a curated record
CCUGCCACCAUUUUUCUCUCGGAAGUUCGUGACCUUGUUGUUUUGGGAUUUUAGGUACCUGAAGUAGGUGCGCGGCUGAAAAAGGAACCUGUGGGUUUUUGGUGACUCUAGGGGACAGGACGAGUGCCUCCCACCCCCACUUAGAGUAGCUUAGCUCUGAGGCGCGCGGGGCCUGGCGUGCAGGUGCGUGCCGCAGACCUGGGCCCGCGCUGGGAAGGGGCAAGCUGGGCUGGGCUGGGCUGUCCACAGCCGCUGCGUCGGAAGACGACGUUCCCCAAGAAGGGGGUUGGGUUUCUGGGGGCACAAAAACGAACUCACUAGCGCUUCAAAGACCCAAACGAAUCCCAGAAAAGGGAGUAUUUAGCCAUAUUACUUAUGUGAAGCAGAUGAACAGAUUCUACCUCCCCAGGAAAACUGAACGACUCUUGCUGUUGAAAAAUUGGACCAGCUUUCAGAAGGGAGUGCUAAUGUGUGGAGUGUUUUCAGCAGGAGCAUCUAGGGUCCAGCAAGGCCAGUUCUCUCAUGACUUCACUCCAUUUACCAUCUCUCCAGGGGAUGCUUCCAGAGUCCUCUAUGGGUUUCCUGGAGCAGGAAAAAAUGAAAAAAUCUCUGGGACUGUUGACAUUCGGGGAUGUGACCAUAGAAUUUUCUCCAGAAGAAUGGGCAUGCCUGGACCAUGCUCAGUGGAAUUUAUAUAGGGAUGUGAUGAUAGAGAACUACAGAAACCUAGUCUCUGUGGGUCUUGCUGUCUCUAAGCCAGACCUGAUCACCUGUUUGGAGCAAAGAAAAGAGCCCUGGAAUGUGAAGAGACAUGCAGCAGUAGCAGAACAGCCAGCUAUGUCCUCUUAUUUGGCCCAAGACCAUUUGCCAGAAGAAGGCAUAAAUGCUUCAUUCCAAAAAGUGGUGUUUAGAACAUACGGAAGUCAUAGUCUUAAGAAUUUAAACUUAAUGAAAGACUGGGAAAGUGAAGAAUAUAAGGGAGCCUUUAAACAUUGUUCGUACGUUACUAAACAUAAGAGAAUUCAUAAUGGAGAGAAACCCUACAAGUGUGAAAAAUGUGGCAGUACUUUUAACUAUAGCUCAAGCCUUCAUAGACACAAGAGAAUUCACACUGGAGAGAAACCCUACAAAUGUAAUGAAUGUGGCAAAGCUUUUAACUGCUGUUCACACCUUACAAAACAUAAGAGAAUUCAUACCGGAGAGAAACCUUACAAAUGUGAAGAAUGUGGCAAAGCCUUUUAUACCCACGCUUGCCUUUGUGUACAUAAAAGAAUUCAUACUGGAGAGAAACCCUACAAAUGUGAAGAAUGUGGCAACACUUUUAACUACAGCUCAAGCCUUAAUACACAUAAGAGAAUUCAUACCGGAGAGAAACCUUACAAAUGUGAAGAAUGUGGCAAAACAUUUAACUGUAGCUCAAACCUUCAUACACAUGAGAGAAUUCAUACUGGAGAAAAACUCUACAAAUGUAAAGACUGUGGCAAAGCCUUUAACAAAUAUGCACAUCUUACUGUACAUGAAAAUAUUCAUACUGGAGAAAAACCUUACAGAUGUGAAGAAUGUAGCAAAGCGUUUAACACGUAUGCAUACCUUUCUGUACAUAAAAGAAUUCAUACUGGAGAGAAACCCUACAAAUGUAAAGAAUGUGGCAGAGCUUUCAAGUGGUGCUCAGACCUUACUGCUCACAAUAGAGUUCACACUGGAGAGAAACCUUACAAAUGUGAACAGUGUGGCAAAACUUUUAAGUAUAGCACAAACCUUCACAAACAUAAGAGAAUUCAUACUGGAGAAAAACUAUACAAAUGUAAAGACUGUGACAAAGCCUUUAAUGAAUAUGCACAUCUUACUGUACAUAAAAAUAUUCAUUCCAGAGAAAAACCCUAUAAAUGUGAAGAAUGUGGCAAAGUGUUUAACACAUAUGCAUACCUUUCUGUACAUAAAAAAAUUCAUACUGGAGAGAAACCCUACAAAUGUAAUGACUGCGGCAAAACUUUUAACUAUUGCUCAAGCUUUCAUAGACACAAGAGAAUUCAUGCUGGAGAGUAACUACAAAUGUAAUGAAUGUGUGAGAGCUUUUAACUGUAACAUAGUAAACAGAAUUCAUUUUGAAGAGAAACCCUAUAAAUGUAAGGAAUGUGCAAAGCCUUUAAUCAGUGCUCAUACCUUUCUAAGCAUACAUACUAAAGAGAAACCUUACCAAUAUGAAGAAUGUUGCAAAGCCUUAAAUUAGUACUGAAACCAUUAUAAACACAAGAUAGGUCAUACCAGAGAGAAACCAUACAAUUGUGAAGAAUGUGGCAGACUUUACCCAGUGCUCUUACCUUACUGUGCAAAAUGUAGAGAAAGUGGGAAAGCCAUUAAUAACUGGUCAUGUAUUACUUGAAAUAAGAGAGUUAUGCUGAGUAAUGCAGUGCUGUGUUAAAAAAUAAUGUGGUACUUUACCAAACCAUAGUUAGGUCCUUUGGAGAAAGAUAAAAGCCCAGAUUUGGGAGCUGUAUAAUGAAAGGGCCAAUUUGAACAUCUUAUUAAAGAAAGGGAAACACGUUCUUCAAGGACUAGAAUCUUACAUACCUACAUAGCACUGAACUUUAAAAAUUCUUAUAUUUACCAACAAAGUAGAAAGCAGUUGCUUCUGGGAAUUACAGGGAACUUUUACUCACUAACAGAUACCAUUACAAAGUGUUGUAAUUUAGCAUUAUAUCCUUGUACAGGGUUCUCUUAGCUUCAUGCAAGUCCUGCCACUCCUCCCAGGUGAUGUACCCAUGACAUCUUCAGGUGACACCAACCCCUAUAAUAGCAUAUUUCUAAAGUCAUCAUUCUUGGGUCAUAAGAACAUAAAGUCAGGCUGGAUGUGGUGGCUCACGCCUGUAAUCCUAACACUCUGGGAGGUUGAAGCAGGAGGAUCAGUUGAGGUCAGGAGUUCAAGAACAGUUUGAACAAAGUGAGACCUGGUUUCUACUAAAAAUAGAAAAAAGUAGCUGGGUGUGGUGGUGUGCAGCUGUAGUCUCAGCAACAGGAUUAUUUGAGCCUGGGAAUUUGAAGUUGCUGUGAGCUAGGCUGAGGCCAUGGCACUCUAGCCUGGACAACAGAUUGAGGCUCUUCUCUUGAAAAGAACAUGAAGUCAGAGUUUAUUAUGCUUUGUGUGGGUUGUGUGUAUUGCAUGUACUUUAUCCAUGAUGGAGCUUGUUUUUUAUUCUGUAUGAUGUAAGAAAGAAAAAUUAUAGUGGAAACAAUCUACUACUUUACUAUUUAUUAAAAAUUCUAUUACACUAUUGUACUUUAUCAUUCUGUUAUCUGGAAUUGUUCCUGUUAAGCAUAACAGCAUGCUGAAAGUUCUGCUCCUCCAAAGUGCUUAACACAUUGUUGAUGGAUCACAACUUGUGUUUUCAUCCCUUAAUGUUGACUGAUGACGAGUUAACUUGUGUUUGCACUUGGCAUUAGCUUUUGUGAUUUUUACAGCACAGGGUAUUGUAGGAUAUUGUAAAAGCCUUCAUGAUCAUGUCAUCAGAAUAAUAGCCAUUAAUAUUGAAUAUCUUCUGCAUAAAAUUGCUAGUCAAUGUGUUAAGAUGUGGUUAAAGAUGUAAGUAUACCUGGAAUAAUGGGUUUAGAUAAACUCAUUUAGACAUAAGUUCAAUGUAGAUAAGGGAAAAACAGGUGUAGAAAAAUAGAAUUUUAUACAUUAUAAGGUUGUGAGAAAAACCAAAGUAUUGGACCUUCUAUUUGAAUGUUACCUCAUGAGUAUGAAACAGUAGAAAGUCAGUCAAGAAAGCACAAAGAACACAUGCCAGAUAAAUAGAACUACAAAGAGCACCAUGUCUGGGUUAGUGUUCUGGGCCGUGAUGAAAGGUAAAGGUUUUCAAGGAACUGGUUAUCAAGUGACUUUUGCUUUAAAUACUUGAGGGAUUGCAAUAAAAAUUUCAUGUGCUCACUCGUUUUACAAAGUAUGUUGUUACUAGGCAUUCUUGUAUCUUCCCUCCUAUAUCCCGAAGCAUUGCUGGUGUCCACAUAAAGGUGAACACCACCCACUUCCUAAAACAUAGGUUGUAAAUAAUGAAAGGAGACAAAAAGUGGUAAAUGACUUGACCAGAUUCACAUUUUCACAGUCAUCUCCUCCCAUGAAAAUGGGGAAAGAAAGGAAGAAGACAGUUAUGAUCACCCAUGUCAGGAUGCAGGCAAUAAAAAUAUCAAAGAGAUCCUAAACAAGAGAAACAGUGUGGCACCUGUGGCUCAGUGGGUAGGAUACCGGCCCCAUAUACGGAGGGUGACAGGUUCGAACCUGGCCCAGGCUAGCUAAAACAGCAAUGAGAAUUGCAACAAAAAGUAGCUGGGCAUUGUGGUGGGCACCUGUAGUCCCAGCUAUUCUGGAGGCUGAGGCAAGAGAAUCGCUUAAGCCCAAGAGUUGGAGGUUGCUGUAGUCCCAGCUACUCAGGAGGCUGAGGCAAGAGAAUCACUUAAGCCCAAGAAUCGGAGGUUGCUGUGAGCUGUGACACCAUGGCACUCUACCAAGGGCGACAAAAUGAGGCUGUCUCCAAAAAAAAGAGUAACAAAGAAUUUGGGCUCAGCGCCUGUAGCUCAAGCAGCUAAGGCGCCAGCCACAUACACCAGAGCUGGCGGGUUUGAAUCCAGCCAGGCCUGCCAAAUGACAAUGACAGCUACAACCAAAAAAUAGCCAGGCGUUGUAGCAAGCGCCUGUACUCCCAGCUACUUGGGAGGCUGAGGCAGGAGAAUCUCUUGAUCCCAGGAGUUAGAGGUUACUGUGAGCUAUGAUGCCACGGCACUCUACCCAGGGUGACAGCUUGAGGCUCUGUCUCAAACAAAAAAAAGAAUUUGGUAUUAAUUUGUCAUCCAAAAAGUGAAUAUUGUAGUUUAAUUCCAUGCUGUCUGUAUGGCUAACUAGGUAGAUACUGGCCCUAUAAAUUGAAAUUGAGGGGGAAAAAACAAUAUGAUGGACAGAAGUAGGAAAGAUCUUAGAUACAUCAUUUUUUUCUUUUUUUAUUAUUAAAUCAUAGCUGUGUACAUUAAUGCGAUCAUGGGGCACCAUACACUGGUUUUAUAGACCAUCAUUUGACGUUUUUGUAGUCAAAUACAUGGUGAUGUUCACCUGGAAGCUGGAUACAUGAUCUAGAGCUCAGAAGAGAGAUCUAAGUUGAAGAUUUAGAAAGCAGCAGAAUUUCAGUGGUAGCUGAAGCUAUUACAUUGAAGGAAAUGGCUCAAAGAGAACCUAACCAUUCUAAAGAACAAGUGUGGAAUUAGAAAACACUAAUAAUGUCUUGGUGUAAGAAGAGAAAUAGACCAGGACAAAUGAGAAGAAAUUUUAAAAAUUUAUUCUAGGAAUAAGGACAAACAAUAAGUCUAUGAACAUAUUUCAUUACACUCAUGCUUUAUAGGAUAACAUCCUGUAAUCACAUAAAUAUUGAGAAGAUACAUUUAAAUAUGCCAAGCCAUUUGUAAUAAAAAUCCUCAAUAACAGAGGACGUAUGGUAUUCCUUUUUAAUAUGUUAUAAGGUAUACAACUUAGCCUGAAAGGCUGCAUGACAGUGAGUGGGAAAACAUUGGAGGACACAGAUCCUUCACAAUUAAUUCAGUGUUGUAUAAGAGGUAUUAAUUCAAAUGAAAAGGAAAAACCUAAAUGAAAAAGAUUAUGGUUGGCAUAUAAUUUACACCUAGAAAAUCCAAGAAGAGAAUCUCUGGAAAACUACUCAAAAUAAGUCAAUAAAUUAACAGACUAUAAAAAUAACACAUGAAAGUCUUUAUAAGUUAUACAAUAAGAAAACGUUUAACAAUAAUUUUAGAGCUAUAGGGUGAAGUGGAAAAAGUGAAGGAUACAAGUAAGAGCUACGCAUAUAAAAAGAUAUGUAUAGGAAGAUUGUACACCAUAAAGAUGUCAAUUUUUCAUAAAUUAGUUCACCAUCCUGUGAAAACAACACAUUCUAAUGUAAGCUGAUAUUAAAGAUCAUGUGGAAAAUCAAACAAGCAACAGUAGAUACUGUGUGUUAGGUUAUGUUUCUGUUCACCCAAAUCCAGUGUUUUUCUUUGUAUCAGCUUUGUAUGCUUUAACACAUACCCUAGACUGGGUGGCUUAAACUACAGAAAAAUUUUCCUUCACAAUUCUGAAAGCUGGGAGGUCCAACAUCAAGGUACCAGCUAAUUCAGUUCCUGAUGAAGUCUGUCCUCUGGACUCACAGACCACAGCCUUGAUGUUUCCUCACAUGGUGAAGAGACAUCUCUCACUUUCUAUAAUGCCAGCAGUCCUAUUGGAUUAGGGCUCUAUUAUUU